This is a messenger RNA of Bolinopsis microptera, 1035 nucleotides long. RefSeq lists its product as uncharacterized. The coding region runs from base 80 to 931 and encodes 283 amino acids. The record is from RefSeq and is a predicted model, not a curated record. Gene Ontology annotation, molecular function: structural constituent of ribosome; rRNA binding. Gene Ontology annotation, cellular component: ribosome; mitochondrial large ribosomal subunit. Gene Ontology annotation, biological process: mitochondrial translation. Lineage: Eukaryota; Metazoa; Ctenophora; Tentaculata; Lobata; Bolinopsidae. The transcript has 5 exons.
UGAUUUAAGAUUUCUUUCCUGACUAUUGUCAUAUUCAUUAUUUAGCUCAUGAUAAAUUUGUAACGCUAGCAGUUCGGCUAUGCUGCUGAGGACAUUAGCCCGACAGACUCUAAUUGGAGGUCAGACCUUGAUCUGUACCCGAUACCGCCACCCGGACACCAAACCUUCAGACCAAACUAUUGACAUUAGUUCUGAGCAAAGACUCGUUAAUCUUCCACUGAGAAAACCAGAAGAGAAAAUAACUAGCGUUACUAUUGUGCACGACAAACCCCAAGUCUCUGGCGGAGUAGACAGAAAACAGCCUCGACGAGACAAUUUGUUGAGACCACGGUGGCCCGAGGAGUUCAUCAUAGAACCUGUCCAAGUUGCAAGAUAUGGAAUUGUGUCUCUUGAAACAGGGGCCUUAGCUCACAAGGCUGUCAAGGCUUCAAAGGAGUUUAUAGCUCACAACAUUGAGCGAGGGAAACACAGGCUCUUUGUUCGGUACUUUCCAGACUAUCCGAUAUCUCUCCGACCCAGCAACACUCGGAGGGGUGGGGGCAAAAACAAAGUUGCCGAGUACAAAGAUUAUGUCAUGGCUGGUCGGGUAUUGUUCGAGUUUGAUUGCACACCCGUUGUGGCAACUAUAAUAUACGAUGGUGUUUUUAAGAGGAUGCCUUUGGCUGUGAUGCUUGUGGAUGGGGACAAACAUAGGAAUCCUGCUAAGGUUAUCGACGUUGGCAAACGGGAUAGAUUAGGUCUGAAGAUUUACGACUAUAAAUUAGAAUAUGCAGACGGGACUGAAUCUGAUUUUAAAUUGCCGAAAAGAAUGUAUAAAGACAAUUUGAUGAGGAAAGCUGUAAUGCAAGAUAUGCAGCUGGACUAUUCCCAUUGGAAACACAAGUCCUUUGGUAAUGAUCGAUUAAGAGAUAAGUGUGGUACUCCACACUGAACAUUUCGGCAACAUUGUCGAGAAUGUUAAGUUUGCCUUUAAGGGCUUUUUAUAUUUGCUAUUUCUUGAUCGACAUAUAUAUAAUACGUUCCUUAGUUAAGAUA